Messenger RNA from Neltuma alba, 989 nucleotides. RefSeq names its product 60S ribosomal protein L7-2. The coding region runs from base 16 to 783 and encodes 255 amino acids. The record is from RefSeq and is a predicted model, not a curated record. Gene Ontology annotation, biological process: maturation of LSU-rRNA from tricistronic rRNA transcript (SSU-rRNA, 5.8S rRNA, LSU-rRNA). Gene Ontology annotation, cellular component: cytosolic large ribosomal subunit. Lineage: Eukaryota; Viridiplantae; Streptophyta; Magnoliopsida; Fabales; Fabaceae. Gene Ontology annotation, molecular function: RNA binding; structural constituent of ribosome. The transcript is spliced from 7 exons.
GAUUAUGUGUAGUAUAUGUGGGUUUACGUCAAUUCGAUCGCGUUCAUUGAAAUGGGUGAGGAGGUUAAGGCAAUUGUUCCCGAGUCUGUGUUGAAGAAGAGGAAGAGAGAAGAGGAAUGGGCAUUGGCCAAGGCACAGGAGACCGAAGCUGCAAAAAAGAAGAGAGCUGAGAGCAGAAAGCUGAUCUACAACAGAGCUAAGCAGUAUGCCAAGGAGUAUCAGGAGCAGGAAAAGGAGUUGAUUAGAUUGAAACGUGAGGCAAAGCUGAAAGGUGGAUUUUAUGUUGAUCCAGAGGCUAAACUCUUGUUUAUUGUUCGCAUCCGUGGUAUUAAUGCCAUGCACCCAAAGACAAGGAAAAUCUUGCAGCUCUUGCGUUUGAGGCAGAUAUUCAAUGGCGUGUUUCUUAAAGUCAACAAGGCUACAAUGAAUAUGCUUCACAGGGUCGAACCUUAUGUGACCUAUGGGUAUCCAAACUUGAAGAGUGUAAGAGAACUCAUUUACAAGAGGGGCUAUGGUAAGAUCAACAAACAGAGAAUUGCUUUAACUGACAAUUCUAUCAUUGAGCAGGCACUGGGUAAGUAUGGAAUCAUCUCCACUGAAGAUCUUAUCCAUGAGAUCAUAACAGUUGGACCCCACUUCAAGGAGGCCAACAACUUCCUUUGGCCCUUUAAACUCAGGGCACCUUUGGGUGGACUAAAGAAGAAAAGAAACCACUAUGUUGAAGGUGGUGAUGCUGGAAACCGGGAGAAUUUCAUCAAUGAGCUCAUUAGGAGAAUGAACUAAGCUGUGCCAGUGUCUGGUCACUAGUUAGUGGAUUCAGUCUCUGUUUUGAUUAAUGGCUUUAGAACAAUUUAAAAUUCCAAUUUUCUUAUCAAAAUUUUGGAUUUUGAUAAUAUUUUAUUUCAACAUGAGAAUUAUGAGUUGCUUGUUACAUUCUAGCAUGAAUGCUUUUAUUAUGCUUAGUGUAAUUCCAUCUUUGGAGUUCGUUA